Molecule: messenger RNA, 702 nt
Organism: Panicum virgatum (switchgrass)
Lineage: Eukaryota; Viridiplantae; Streptophyta; Magnoliopsida; Poales; Poaceae
Product: isopentenyl-diphosphate Delta-isomerase I-like
Exons: 6
Coding region: 1-702 (233 amino acids)
Biological process (GO): isoprenoid biosynthetic process; isopentenyl diphosphate biosynthetic process
Cellular component (GO): cytoplasm
Molecular function (GO): isopentenyl-diphosphate delta-isomerase activity
Source: RefSeq, a predicted model, not a curated record
AUGGCCGGCGCGGCUGGCGACGACGCCGGGAUGGACGCCGUCCAGAGGCGGCUCAUGUUCGAGGAUGAGUGCAUUCUGGUGGAUGAGCAGGAUAAUGUUGUUGGCCAUGAAUCAAAGUACAACAGCCAUCUGAUGGAAAAGAAUCUGCUCCACAGGGCUUUCAGUGUGUUCCUUUUCAACUCAAAACAUGAGCUCCUACUCCAGCAAAGGUCCGCAACAAAGGUUACAUUUCCUUCAGUUUGGAGCAACUCGGGCUGCAGCCAUCCUCUGUACCGUGAGUCUGAGCUUAUCCAGGAGAACGACCUUGGUGUGAGGAACGCGGCACAGAGGAAGCUCCUGGAUGAGCUGGGCAUCCCAGCUGAGGAUGCCCCGGUCGACCAGUUCACCCCUGUUGGUCGGAUGCUCUACAUGGCCCCAUCUGCCGGGAAAUGGAGCGAGCAUGAGCGUACCCACAUUCUGUUCCUCGUCCGGGACGUGAAGCUGCGGCCGAACCCCGACGAGGUCGCCGGCGUCAGGUACGUGAGCCGCGAGCAGCUGGAGGAGCUGGUCCGGAAGGCGGACGCCGGCGAGGACGGCGUGAAGCUCUCCCCCUGGUUCAGGCUGAUGGCGGACAACCUCCUCAUAGGCUGGUGGGACCAUCUGGAGAAGGGCACCCUCAGUGAGGCCGCGGACAUGCAGACCAUCCACAGCCUCAAGGAGUGA